AUGGCAGCCCUGGACUAUUAUUACAAUCCAGGUGUCACUGGCGUCGGCUGCAAACAUCUGCCCCCAAGUCACGGAUCGGAUUCACCAGCACAGGAAAAACAAACCAAAUUCGCCAAUCGCGUCGUGAACCAGGAACUCAAGGUCAACGCCAUGGCUCAUCAAAAAGCAGCAAGCUUGUCGCCCCGCGGCCCACAGUCAGCGAAACCAGGUGGUUCCGCGCCUCCUCCCCAACCAUCAUACAUGCCGAAACCAGGGACCUCCGUCGUUUGUCCUCCCGGCCUUGAGUACCUGACAGCCAUAGAUCAAGUUAUAAUACAGCAGGAACUUGAGUUGGCCGAAGCUAUGCUUGGUGUAGAGACUUGCAACAAAUACACUGCUAAGAACAAAGAGGGCCAGCUCAUAUGGAAUAUAAAGGAAGAUUCGAACUGUUGCACGAGGGUCUGCUGCGGGCAAAGUCGAUGUUUAGUGAUGGACGUCCUGGACUACAAAAACGACGCCGUGAUGCGCUUCGUGCGGCCCCUGAGAUGCACGCAGUGCUGGUGUUUUUGUUGUCUGCAGGUAAUGGAAGUCCAGGCUCCACCAGGGACUCUCAUCGGUCAUGUACGCCAGCGGUGGUCCAUAUGCUAUCCUACGUACGGAAUUUACGACAGGAAUGGUACUAGAGUGCUGGAUAUUGUGGGCCCCUUUUGCACUUCCAGCAUGCCUUGCAAGUGCGACGUCGAUUUCGAAGUUCGAUCAGCAAACGGCGCCGCCAUAGGAAAGAUCACCAAGAAGUGGAGCGGCAUUUUGAAGGAGCUCUUUACGGACGCGGACACUUUUGGCGUCACGUUUCCGAUGGACUUGGAUGUCUGUAUGAAGGCCGCCCUUAUCGCGGCCACUAUGCUCAUCGACUACACGUUCUUCGAGCAAACAUGCGGGAGGGGGGCUGACGAUGCACCUGGGAUGGUGGCAUGACACUUCAGUCUACGUUUUAAGCAAGAGCGGC
Molecule: messenger RNA, 985 nt
Organism: Dermacentor silvarum
Lineage: Eukaryota; Metazoa; Arthropoda; Arachnida; Ixodida; Ixodidae
Product: phospholipid scramblase 2-like
Exons: 9
Coding region: 1-954 (317 amino acids)
Biological process (GO): plasma membrane phospholipid scrambling
Cellular component (GO): plasma membrane
Molecular function (GO): phospholipid scramblase activity
Source: RefSeq, a predicted model, not a curated record